Molecule: messenger RNA, 1596 nt
Organism: Notothenia coriiceps (black rockcod)
Lineage: Eukaryota; Metazoa; Chordata; Actinopteri; Perciformes; Nototheniidae
Product: somatostatin receptor type 5-like
Exons: 1
Coding region: 75-1493 (472 amino acids)
Biological process (GO): neuropeptide signaling pathway
Cellular component (GO): neuron projection; plasma membrane
Molecular function (GO): neuropeptide binding; somatostatin receptor activity
Source: RefSeq, a predicted model, not a curated record
GAUGGGCGGGAGCUGAGACGUCAGGAGGAUAAUAUCGGCUGAGAGAUCCACGGGUGUCGCCUCACUUUCCAGGGAUGGAGAUGACGGAUGAGACGUGGGAAAACGGCAGCCUUGCCAGCCCCUCCCCGGGACUCCCCCUGUUCCUUCUCAUGUUCAACAACAGCGAUCUGAAUUUUACGCUGUUCAACGACACCAACUCCACUGCUGCGCCCAUCUUCUCGGGCCCCAGCGUGGCCGGGGUCCUCAUACCGCUCAUAUACAUAAUCGUGUGUGUCAUCGGCCUGGGUGGAAACACUCUGGUGAUUCACAUUGCGCUGCACUACUCGAAGAUACAGUCAGUGACCAACAUCUACAUCGUCAACUUAGCCAUCGCCGAUGAGCUCUUUAUGCUUGGUUUGCCUUUCCUGGCGGUGCAGAACACGAUGCAGUCGUGGCCAUUUGGCUCCUUCAUGUGCCGCCUGGUGAUGACCGUCGAUUCCAUCAACCAGUUCACGAGCAUAUUCUGCCUGACAGUGAUGAGCAUUGACCGAUACCUCGCCGUAGUGCACCCCAUUCGCUCAUCAAAGUGGCGCCGACCUCAAGUGGCCAAAAUGGUGAAUGGCACCGUGUGGGCUCUUUCAUUUCUCGUCGUUAUGCCUGUGGUGAUCUUUGCCAACAUUCAGAAGGGGGGUGGUACGUGUAACAUCGACUGGCCCGAACCGGCGAACAUAUGGAGCGCGGCUUUCAUCAUUUACACCUUUACAAUCGGAUUCUUCUGCCCUCUUCUUAUCAUCUGCCUGUGCUACUUGCUCAUCGUCUUUAAAAUCCGGAGCUCUGGAAAAAAAGUCCAUGCCACCUCCACCAAACGGAGGAAGUCUGAGAGAAAGGUGACGCGCAUGGUUGUGAUUGUCGUAGCCGUUUUUGUGUUCUGUUGGCUGCCCUUCUACGGCCUUAACAUCAUCAACCUGCUCGUGUCCCUGCCCCCUGAGUACCAUGGGCUUUACUAUUUUGUCGUUGUGCUUGGCUACGCCAACAGCUGUGCCAACCCUAUUGUCUAUGGCUUUCUAUCAGACAACUUCAAGAGGGGUUUCAGGAAAGCCCUGUGCCGCUCCACGAGAAAAGUGGAGAACCACGAGCCAAUGGAGCCUCAGCCGGAGCAGAAGGAGGGCAGGGCGGGGCUCAAGCCCAGGGAGAGCCUGAGAAGGGGUCUCAGACAAGUGGAGUACGAAGAAGUGGAAGACAUUUCGGAAAUGACUGAGAUCUACAGAAUCGGCCAAAACGGCAACAGCAGCUUUCAGCCUGAGAGCACACAGCCGCUGUUGUCCGAUAAAGCAGCAACUCCGGGAGCAACGGAUCUGUCAAGCCCGGACAGGAGGGGCAAAUCUGGGGAUGUGAAGGGAAAAGAUUCUGCCAACGGCUCCACACUGACUGUACCGCUACUUCUCAACGGAAACCAAAAUGGCAGCGUUAAACCUCUGCCAGAGGACGACUUGGAACAGAGCGCUUCACUGUAAAUAAGCUACUUAUAGUAAGGGCCGUAUGUAACAGUAUUAAGAGACAGUUUGUAUAAAAGAAUACACAUAUAUAUAUAUAUAAAGUAAACUUUAGAAACACUCA